This is a messenger RNA of Lycium barbarum (goji berry), 1318 nucleotides long. RefSeq lists its product as uncharacterized. Lineage: Eukaryota; Viridiplantae; Streptophyta; Magnoliopsida; Solanales; Solanaceae. Bases 1 to 777 code for a protein of 258 amino acids. The transcript has 6 exons. The record is from RefSeq and is a predicted model, not a curated record.
AUGCUAUCCAGGAGUGGCAAAACAAUUGGGGAAAAGGAGUUGGUGAAAGAGAAUGUGUUGGGUGAUGAAGAGAAAAUGGUUGAAGAACCCAUGGUUAUUGAAGAAGAAGCAAACCCAAAGAAUAUGCGGGCUGGUAUUGAAAAGCCUAUCGUUAACGAGGACCUUCCGGAAAUCAAUGAUGCAUCGGAAAGCAAGGAAGCGACGGAGGAGGUACCAAGGGCUUCACCGCCCGUUAUGAGGCCUCCUCCUCCUUUUCCCCAACGAUUGGCAAAGCAAGCGGAAGAUGGAAAAUUCCUCAAGUUCAUAGAUCAAUUAAAGGGGCUCUCAAUAAAUAUUCCAUUGGUUGAGGAUGUUGAAUGCUUACCGUGCCCAGGUGACAGCGGAUGGUGGGGGCUAUGCAGCCAUCUGUUAAAUUGUAGAGUGUGCAAAAAUUAUCUGCAUCCUCUUCAUCAAUGGGCUGCAGCUCUAGAGAAGGACAUGGAAGCUGAAGAUGUUGCAGAUUCUAGCACAAACAUGGAUUCAGAUAGUUUAGAUGCUGAUGUUGAUGACCAUAUGAGAUGUGAAAAGGAGUUCGAGCUGUUGGUGGAGCACAUGAUCACCGAAGAACUUGCUCUACGAGCAAUCAUAACAAAUUCUGAGCUUUUGGUUUUCGCGUCCACAGAACUGCCCAUGCUAUACUGGAGAUUUAAGGGUAAGUACUACCUCUGGGGUGUUUUCAGACCAAAGCGGGAUUCUAGUAGGAAUACUAUGAUGCCAAAUGGAAAGAGUGCGACCUAGUAUGCUGUUUUAACUGGUUGCUAAUGCAUAUCUGUCAGAGGGCUGCGAAUCUGGUGAUUAAGAUGAAGCAGCUUUCUUUUUAGAGCCAUCUUGCGGGGGAGUUUUGCUUGGUUGAAGAACCUAAUGACCACUGAAAGACACCUGAUUUAACAAAAGCCUUCUGUUUUAGCAGUUGAUUGGAGGACUAGUGAGCUUGAUAUAUGCAGGAGCAUGGUUUCACAUGGCCAUUUAUUUUGUAGUUACUCCUACUUUGAUUGUCAAAAAGUCUAAACUUGUGCAGUUGUACAUGACCAUUAUAAACCAAACACCACCAUAUCUAGGAAGAGAAGCGUUUACAUUUUUCUCUCUUCUGCCGCACCCAACCCCCUCUUCUGGUUUAGGGGCUCGUCUUGUAUAUUUUGAAACGAUGUCAUGUAAAUGAAGGUUAUGGAAUAUUAAACUAUCUUAAAUGCAGGGAUGACAAUAGGGUGGGUCGGGUGAUGCCUUGACCUGCCACAGAUUUAACCUGCCUUGUCCCGUUUAACAAUAUUCCUCUUUUCAA